This is a messenger RNA of Drepanopeziza brunnea f. sp. 'multigermtubi' MB_m1, 978 nucleotides long. RefSeq lists its product as uncharacterized. The record is from RefSeq and is a predicted model, not a curated record. NCBI's taxonomy places the organism in Eukaryota, Fungi, Ascomycota, Leotiomycetes, Helotiales, Drepanopezizaceae.
AUGGCAAUCCUCAACGCCGUUCCUGGCCUCGAGGUCACCAUUCAGUCGUUCGACGAGGUCUUGCCAGAGUACCAAGAUGACGGAGACUGGACCCAAAGCAGGUUUGCGCACAUCCCCAAGGCUUCCCGAUCGCAAAAGUACGUGGAGUGCCAGACAGACGCCGAAUUCCGCAUCAGACUCACCCUGAAGCACCCCUAUAAGAUGAACAGCCAGAGCCUGGUGUUCAAGGCCAAUGUCGAUGGUCACGGAAUCGCUCAAGCUACGUGUACAGAUGCCUGGUUUGCACGUUGCAGCGGCCAUUAUAUGGAACUUAUUACAGCAAGACUGGACCGGAUCAGUCCGACCCAGCUGUCUAGCAGAGCGUUGAAGUUCAGCAGCAUCAAGAAAGUUGACGACGCUGAUUCCACCCGAGUCAAGAACGACGCGAAGGCUCUGGCUGGGAUUGGUGAAAUCGUUGUGUCUGUCUUUCGGGCCCAGCAAAAAGAAGAACACGUCCAACCGGCAGCACACUACACUUUGUCGCAACACAAACCUCCCACCGAAGUCGCAGAGAAAGCUUUAAAGGGCAAGGCUAUCUCACACGGUGUGACGUUCGGCGAACAGCAAAUCGUUACUCGUACGAGCAAAGACACCUACGAUCUGGAUGGACCGAAUAAUCCCAUAGGAGUUUUCGUGUUCAAGUACCGCUCUCGAGAGGACCUCCAAUCUGAGCUGAUCAUCCCACGAUCACCCUCUCCCAACCCAGGACCUGCACCACUCCAGCCUCGAGGUAGAAAUAGCGGGAAUGAGCCUGACAGCAGGGCUGCUCGGUUGGCGAGUCUCAAGAAAGAGAUUGAGCAAAUCAAAGCCGAGGAAGAGGACGUCCCACCCCUUCGCCCAAAACGAAAAUCCCACUCUGAAGCCAGCGGCAGCAGACGACCCUUCAAGAUCUCCCGUGGACCCAGCGGUAAAGUCGUCAUCGACCUUACCGAUGACUGA